This is a messenger RNA of Paramacrobiotus metropolitanus, 2765 nucleotides long. RefSeq names its product dipeptidyl peptidase 3-like. The coding region runs from base 233 to 2572 and encodes 779 amino acids. The record is from RefSeq and is a predicted model, not a curated record. The transcript is spliced from 13 exons. Gene Ontology annotation, molecular function: metalloexopeptidase activity; dipeptidyl-peptidase activity. Gene Ontology annotation, cellular component: cytoplasm. Gene Ontology annotation, biological process: proteolysis. Lineage: Eukaryota; Metazoa; Tardigrada; Eutardigrada; Parachela; Macrobiotidae.
UUCAGAUUCAAGCAAAUGCUGCUCCCAGCUUGCUGUUAGUGUUAGUGUUCAUUUAUGAUUGUGUGUCAUCCCUCUUUUUACUCAUAUCUUUAUUGUUACAGCUCUGAUUUUGAUUAAUAAGCCGAUUAUAAACAUAUAAGGCUUUGACAUUGUUUGUACCCGGAUUGUAUGUUUGCUGUUAACCUUUGAAGGACCAAGGGCAGACCCGCGCCACGCAGAACUCACGGUCUGGAUGCUCGCUUUUGGAUUUGUGCCGCGCUUCGUACUUCAAAAAAGUUAUCGACUAUUGUCAGCGCGAAGCUGUUCGAGUUUCCAGUUGGCGAACAAUAUUGUAUCGAAAAUGGCAGAAGAUGGAGAUGCCGCUUCUUUCGUGCUUGAUGAACAUGCUAUGAAGAAAUUUUACGUGCCGCUGACUACUAAAGUGCCUUCUGCCGAAUGCUCUAAAGCUUUCGAGCUAUUGAGUGACAAAGAGAAACGUUAUGUGCAUUAUUGGUCCAAAGCAUCUUGGGUUGGUGGAUUAAUCACUUUUCUGCAAACCUCACCGGAGAGUCCAGCCAUUUUCGUUCUGCUGCAAAACUUGUUUCGCCACAGUAAACUGGAGGAACUGGAAAAAUUAGCCAAAUCGGAAUGUGGAUUUUCUGACGAUGAUUGGUUGGCUUUAAAGUUUUAUGCCGGUGGAGUGUAUCACAACAUGGGCAAUUAUGUGGGAUUCGGCGACACGAAACUCGUUCCGGAAGUGGAGAAAGAAAAGCUGAAGAAGUUAGUGUUUGCCAGUGAGGCAUCAUCGAAGAAAAAGGAGAUGAUCGACUUUGUAUGGAAACAGUGCGGUGAUCCUAUGUACGAUUUGGAGAAUCCGCGAAUUCGACAGCUAGGUUUGAAACCGGAGGGUAUAACCACGUACUUCUCAUGGAACUGUGACAAGCGAGACACUCGCCUUGUUAAGGACUUUUUGGAACAUUACGGGAUUGAUGCGUACAAUUCGCGAGUUUUUAAAACUCACCCGGAGGGCGGCUUACCGCGAUAUGAAAUUCGCUUGGCCAGUGCGACUGAAGGUGGACAUGUGGAAGUCGGACAGCUGAAAGCUAAUGGGGAGCCCAUCGAAUACAAGAAAAACCAAUAUGUUAUUACCACCGGUGACUACGCCCCGUUCAUGAAAGAGAUGAGCAGCUGUUUGAAAGAUGCCGUAAAGCAAGCAGCUAACGACAAUGAAAGGGAGAUGUUGGAAAACUACAUCAAGAGCUUUGAGACUGGUUCUCUUAAUGCGCACAAGGACGGAUCCCGUUUUUGGAUAAAAAACAAACAACCUGUCGUGGAGGGGUACAUCGGAUUCAUUGAAACAUACCGCGAUCCCAGUGGGCAGAGGGGUGAAUUUGAAGGAUUUGUGGCUGUUGUUGAUAAAGCGAAGAGUGCGCGUCUGGUCAAACUUGUUGACGCAGCUGAAUCGAUUAUUUCUAAACUUCCGUGGCCGAAAGAGUAUGAAAAGGAUCAGUAUCUUCGUCCUGAUUACUCUGAGCUGACUGUCGUUAGUUUUGCCUCCAGUGGUGUCCCUAUUGGAAUAAACAUUCCAAACUACGACGAGAUUCGGCAGAAUGAAGGGUUCAAAAAUGUCAGUUUGGGAAACAUUAUUGCGGCUGCUUUGAAAUCCCGUCCGCCCCAAUUUAUUUCUGCUGCCGAUCAUGAAUUGCUGACCAAACACGAAACUUUGGUCUUGGAGAUUCAAGUGGCUUUACAUGAAUUGUUGGGACAUGGUAGCGGCAAGCUUCUCCAACAGAACAAGGACGGAACAUUCAAUUUUCCUAAAGGGCUUGAAGAUUACGAAUCGGGAUCGGAAUGUGCAUACUACGAAGCUGGACAAACAUACGACUCGGUAUUUGGUGCAUUGGCUUCCACCUACGAAGAAUGCCGCGCUGAAACAAUUGCCGUGUAUUUGUGCUUGCUUCCGGAGGUGUUGGAUGUUUGGCAUAUUGCCGAAAAAGAUCGCGAUGAUAUUAUUUAUUGCAUUUGGCUUGCCAUGGCAGUAUCCGGAAUUAAAUCCUUGCCGUAUUACAUUCUGGAGCAAGAAAAAUGGGGACAAGCUCAUGCCCAAGGUCGUUUUGCUAUUUUGCGUGUGAUGGAAGAAGCCGAGGUGGUCAAGGUAGAUAUUGUGGAUGGAUCGGAUGGAAAACCGGAUUUGUUGGUUACUCUGAAGAGGGACCUCAUUAAAACUAAGGGGAAAGAUGCCAUUGAAAAGUUCCUGUCGCGUCUGCAGCUCUAUAAAUCUACCGCGCACUUUGAGGAGGCCUUUACAAUGUAUACGGAGUAUACUGCGGUCCUGAACAUGCCACCGCUGUCUGAGACUUUUGUCAAGUGGCACGCGAUUGCCGUGGACCGUCGAGUUCCAAGAAAUUUAUUGGUUCAAUCCAAUACUUUUAUCGACGAUUCCCAAAAUGUAACGAUCAAAUCGUACCCGCCAUCCAUUGAUGGUAUGAUCCAAUCCUUCCAAGAGCGCUACGAUCACCCGGAAAUCUUGGAGGAUGCCUUGCUGAAAUGUGCCGAACGGGACUCAGUUUACUUCACCGCAGCUGCCUUAUAAUCUAAUUUUCUUCACUUUUAUAAAUUCCUUCGUAGUGUGCAUCUUUUUUCCCAAAACUCUUUGGAAUAUUCCUUGCAUUUGACGAUGAUUUCAACUUUAAAGCUUUUUGAUUCAGGUCUGCCAUGUUAGACACUCCUGCUUUUAAGUGGAGUGAGCGCGUUCAACACAAUGAAACGAUCAAUACACGUGUAAA